This is a messenger RNA of Mesorhabditis spiculigera, 1158 nucleotides long. Lineage: Eukaryota; Metazoa; Nematoda; Chromadorea; Rhabditida; Rhabditidae. The record is from the annotation of a GenBank genome assembly.
AUGAUCAACGAUACUUCGGCUAGCGAGCAGACCGGCAUCACGCUUUUUAUGUGCACUGUCGGCUUUCAAGUUCAGCAGCUCCACAUCGAAGGCCAGGACGACAAACUGGCCAUGUGCGCAGAAACGGUGCAGCAUUGGUUGGACCGCCGGGAGCUGAUUGAAGCCCAGCUCGACGUGCAUGGUCUAAAAGAUAUCGCAAUGACCAACUCGCGACCCGUCGCUUCGUACGUAGCCCAACUGGCGGCAUUCGGGACAUUGGUGGCAGCGAUUGGGGAUGUACAUCGACGGGAUACGCUCCUGUCCCGCUCGUUCAGCUCGCUACUGCUUGCCACAAAUGUGCAGAAUAUUGUUGUUUCGACGGCCGCCGACUUGGCGAUGGCUCAUAUAGCCGAAAAAAUUCCCCCACCCUACCAUGUGAAGCUCACGGAGGAAAUUUUGCAAAGAACAGCAACGCUACUUUCCUCUGACCACUUCCACGUCCGCGUCAGCUGGGCCGAGAAACAAUUGGGCCGAUCGCAAUACACGCAAUCCGAGACGUAUCGCCUCCUCUACGUCAUCCUUGACAGCUCGUACCCGAUAUGGCGCGCCAUCGGCUAUCGAGCCGAACCCGACGCCCCGGCCGUGCUUCCCUUCUUGCGAAAAGUUGCGGCCUGUAGUCAGAUCCGAACGGCUACAGAAAAGGGCGGCAACUCUAAGGAGGAGGAUGAAGCCGCAGGAUUGGAAGAAAAGGAAGGGCCCGGCACGCUGGGGCUGCGCAUCGAAUGCCGGGUUGGUAUUGGCGGCUACGCGGGACUCCGGGCUGACAGCAGCCAUUUAAUGCGCUUGCUUCAGAAAUGUCGUCAGACGGUCGACGGGCCGGAUGAUUGUCUCGUGCUCCACGCUUCAGAUCAUUCGCCGAGAAAGCGCUACGUGUGCACAAAAUGCGGAACGCAGGCCAGCCGCCUCAUCGACCUCGAGCCCCACCAUCGUCGAUGUCCAUUCCGGGGUGGCGGCGCCGGACGCGUCCUCGACAGAGCCGACCACAGCCUCGUCAACACGUGGUACCGCGAGUUCACGCAGUGCUUUGCCGAGCCCGACCACGAGUGCUUCAUCAACGGGCUGAUGAUCAUGAAGGAGGACGAGAUGGCCCGCGCCAAGUCGACCCCCGUCCCCUCCACU